CCUGCAUGGCUGAAACGAGAUUCAUGGGUCGUGUACUGCAAAGGCAAAUUACUAGCAGUAUGUGAUGCCACAAAAGCCUUGGAUGGGGACACUGAAACCUACUGGGAGUUCCUAACUCCCAAUUCUAAGUUAAGCAUCUUGUAUAUCAUAUUUGACCUCACAGUACCACAUACGCUGAGUCACAUCGCAAUAAACAUCUUUGGACACAAAAAAGUUGAUAUCGCAGGCUUCAUGUUGAAAAAGUCACAGGUUGGAAGUCCAUACAAAUGGGAGGAUGUAUUGCCCCAAACUAACGUGCAGAGAGGGACGGACAAGCGCCAGGAGUUCGGUGGUUUCCAGGAAACUGCACGGUACUGGAAAAUUGUGGUCCUACCGGCCCACCUCGGUCGAUCAGCGAUCAGGGAACUGAACCUCUAUGGAUGGCCAUCAGCUCCUAAGAAGAAGUGGCGAGACGACUGGCGUUGCGGCCGACGUUACCCUGCAGAUGACGGUAACCCUGCUGAAUGUGAUCCUGACGGUGUGACCCCAUGCUGCUCCGAUGGAGACUGGUGCGGGGACUCGACUUACCACUGUAACUGCCGCGGCUGUGUCGACUACAGAAAGAAGAGGGGCAUCAAGAAAAAACAUUGCAAGACGAAAUCUUUUCCACAAUUAAAAAGGAAACCGUGUCCAGGAUUUUUUCUAGAACAAACUAAUAUGAGGGAGCGUGGUCAGCGUGGCGAGGGAGCGGGCCGGCCAAGCGGGGGGUUUGGUGUGGGAGGGGGGGUCUCCCCUUUCCGCCGUGGGAACCCUUUGUACUGA
Molecule: messenger RNA, 801 nt
Organism: Branchiostoma floridae (Florida lancelet)
Lineage: Eukaryota; Metazoa; Chordata; Leptocardii; Amphioxiformes; Branchiostomatidae
Exons: 2
Coding region: 232-801 (189 amino acids)
Source: RefSeq, a predicted model, not a curated record